Messenger RNA from Torulaspora delbrueckii, 1197 nucleotides. RefSeq names its product Mga1p (gene MGA1). Gene Ontology annotation, molecular function: DNA-binding transcription factor activity; sequence-specific DNA binding. Gene Ontology annotation, biological process: regulation of DNA-templated transcription. The record is from RefSeq and is a predicted model, not a curated record. The transcript has a single exon. NCBI's taxonomy places the organism in Eukaryota, Fungi, Ascomycota, Saccharomycetes, Saccharomycetales, Saccharomycetaceae. Bases 1 to 1197 code for a protein of 398 amino acids.
AUGCAUCCAAAGACUUUCAUACAUCAACUUUAUGCGAUUCUGCAGGAAUCGCAGCUUCAAGAAUGGAUUAGUUGGUUUAAAGAUGAUGAUUCGGUGUUUGUUCUCAAACCUCACGAUGGAGGUUUUAGUAAAUAUGUGCUAAGACGAUAUUUCAAGCACGGGAAUGUGAGCAGCUUUGUGCGUCAGUUGCAUAUGUACGGUUUCCAUAAGAUCACGAACCCCCAGGAGGGUUUGGGUGAGGGCAGGAGUGAUGAGCAGGGGGAUAGAGCUACGACCCGAUGGUUUUUCGCACAUCCGUUGGGAUAUUUUAGAAAGGAUGCUGAUCUUGCGUCUUUGAAGAAGAUUCAGAGGAAAAGCACGGGAGUUGGAAAAGACGGUAGGAGGAAAAAUGUACUGUCAACUGUAUGUGUGAAUUAUGUGGGAUCCAAGGGUAAUGAAGAGCCCGCUGUUCCGUUGGCAGAUCGUAGGCAUUAUGCUUCUCUACCAUUGCUUCCUGCAACGGGGCCUCUCCUGGCCAAACAAGGACCUCAGUAUCAGCAACCGCUACUGCCACAUAUUCAUCGACAGGAGCAUUUAAUCUCUAAAUCGAGAACGAUCUCGUCGCCGGAGUUGAUCCAGAGGCCGGGAUCGAAGCAGGUGCCGUCUGAAGGGUGUACACCGGUUCCUAUGCUGCAUUUUCAUAGAACUUCUUCUCCAUUGAACUCGCAGACGAACAUCCCACUUCCUGUCCAGAGAAAUGUGUUGACAAAUUCGUAUAUCACUCCGUCCUCUUCAGCAUUCUCUUCUACCAGUUCGGUAACAUCAUAUUCGAUGAUAGAGUAUCAUCACAGGCUGGAUAAUAAUUUGCAAAUUUUGAGGAACUCCUUGGUGAAAGUAGCAGAUAUCAUACCGUCUUUGUUCGAUAGUGGCUCUGAGAUUAAACCCAACUACGAUGAACACAUUAUCACCUUGAGACGGUUGAAGGAUGAACUUAUUGCGGAGAACAAUUCGUCUCGUAUAAGAUCUUUACAAUCGUCAUUUGCUGGACCGUCAACGUCGGGAACGUCUCCAAGUCACAUAAAUAGCAAUGAUCUCCCCGAUCCAAAGAUCAUUACGCCGAUUUCAGAAGCUGCAAUGAAUUUCAAGCCAAAAUUACCUAAUGAUGGGGAUAAACAUGAAGAGAUCAAUCUCAGUACAAAGGAUUUUACAGCACUGUAA